Staurois parvus is the source of this 1066-nucleotide messenger RNA. The record is from the annotation of a GenBank genome assembly. NCBI's taxonomy places the organism in Eukaryota, Metazoa, Chordata, Amphibia, Anura, Ranidae.
AUGAGGAACACUGUGCAUCGUCAUGAGCCUCCAGUAACUGCACAGCCUCUCCGUAUUAUAGCUGAAAAUGAUGAGCUUAUAGCAGUGGAUAAGCCAUCGUCCCUUCCAGUGCAUCCUUGUGGCCGCUUUAGACACAACACUGUCAUUUUUAUUUUGGGGAAGGAGCACAAUCUGAAGGACCUUCACACCAUCCACCGCCUGGAUCGUAUGACCUCGGGUGUGCUUAUGUUUGCCAAAAACUCUUGAAGUGUCUAAGAAAAUGGAUGAGCUAGUGCGAGGGAGACAGGUGGAGAAGCAGUAUGUAUGCAGAGUGAUUGGUGAAUUUCCUGAAGAGCCGAUCACUUGUGAAGAGCCAAUACUGGUUGUUUCUUAUAAGAUUGGUGUAUGCCGUGUAGAUCCUAAAGGAAAACCUUCCAAAACUGUCUUUCAACGACUCAGUUACAAUGGCAAGUCUAGUGCAGUAAAGUGUUUCCCUUACACUGGUCGUACUCAUCAAAUUAGAGUCCACCUGCAGUAUUUGGGGUACCCUAUUGUUAAUGAUCCAGUCUACAAUACUGAAGCCUGGGGUCCCAGCAAGGGGAAGGGAGGUGACAUCAACAAAUCAAAUGAGGAGCUGCUACAUUCUUUAAUAGAAGAGCAUGCAGCAAAACAGAGCCUGGAUAUUCUGGAUCUGUCAGAAGAAGAUCUUCAUCUAUCUAUGAAAAAAAAGGACAGUGAGGAAUAUGAACAAUGCCUUCAGCCGAUUUUAAGUGAUCCCUUAUCUUCUGAGGGAGAUCAGUUGGGUACCAAAACAGACAAAAACACAGAAGCUAGUGUUACUAUGACAGGUGAUGUGCUGACAAAGAAUUCAGAGCAAGACACUGAUGGAAAUGACAGUAGUAGUGUUGCAGAGGAAAACAGACGAGAUUUAAUAGACCCGCUGUGUGGAGAGUGUAAGAUUGUAAGGCUUGACCCAUCUCCAAAAGAUCUUGUGAUGUAUCUGCAUGCUCUGCGUUACAAGGGAGAAGAUUUUGACUUUUCCACCGAAUUACCAGAAUGGGCAAAGGAUGACUGGAUGGAAGAUUGA